AUGAGUCCACUGGACAUCCUUGAGGAUUCAGCCAUCCAACACAAAUACCGUCUCAGAAGGGCUGACAUCAUGAUGCUCCUGAACCUGGUUGAGGCAGACCUGCAGAGGCCAACACAGAGGUCCUAUGCACUGACCCCUGCAACCCAGCUACUGGCAGCGCUACGGUUCUAUGCCACUGGCAGUUUCUUAGAGGUGCUUGGCGAUGGAUAUGGGCUCUCCAAGGCCUCAGUAUCGAGAUCCGUGCAGGCAGUAACAUCAGCCUUGCUUCGCCACAUCCCGGACCACAUCCAAUUCCCCACAACUAGAGGGGACAAGUCUGCGGUGCAGGAUUUUCUUUGGGGGAAACAUAACAUCCCCCAAGUCAUUGGGGUAAUUGAUGGCACCCUCAUUCCCAUCCUCACCCCUUCCAAUGAUGGCCAUGUUUUCUUUUGUAGGAAAGGCUUUGCUGCCAUCAACUGCCAGGUUAUCUGUGACCAUCGGGGUCUCAUCACCGAUCUUGUGGCAAGAUGGCCUGGCAGCAGCCACGACUCCUAUGUCUUUUCAAACUCCUCUGUUGGCCAGGAGGCACAAGCUUCCAGGGAUGGAUGGCUGCUUCUCGGGGACAGUGGGUAUCCCCUGAGGCCAUACCUUUUGACUCCUGUCGCCAACCCCCACAACGAGGCUGAGGAGAGGUACAACGAAGCUCACCGUGUGGCCAGGAGUAUCGUUGAGAGGACUCUUGGCACAUGGAAGAUGAGAUUCCGAUGUCUCCGCAAGUCGGCUGGAGGUCUUCUUUUCCAUCCAACGAAAUGCUGUGCAGUUAUUGCAGUAACUGCAAUGCUGCACAACUUAGCUGUGAGAGCUGGAACACCCUUGGGUCCUCAAGAAGACCAGCUGGAGGAAGAUGGUGAGGAAGAAGAUGGCCCUCCCCUGCAGGCCCACGAUCCCCGGCAUGUCCAGUACCUGGCUGACUUUGAAGCACGGCAACGUGUCAUCAAUGAGUUUUUCGUGUAG
This is a messenger RNA of Hypomesus transpacificus, 993 nucleotides long. RefSeq names its product putative nuclease HARBI1. NCBI's taxonomy places the organism in Eukaryota, Metazoa, Chordata, Actinopteri, Osmeriformes, Osmeridae. The record is from RefSeq and is a predicted model, not a curated record. The transcript has a single exon. Bases 1 to 993 code for a protein of 330 amino acids.